Molecule: messenger RNA, 1827 nt
Organism: Lactuca sativa (garden lettuce)
Lineage: Eukaryota; Viridiplantae; Streptophyta; Magnoliopsida; Asterales; Asteraceae
Source: RefSeq, a predicted model, not a curated record
AUGUCUCAAGACGACGUACAAUCUAAUCCCAUCAACAUCUCCAAUAGCAUUGGAUCUUCUACAAGAGUACCCAUUCUUUACAUGCAGGAUUAUGAAGUGUGGGCGCAUCACUUCGAAGAUUAUGUUAUUGGAUCUGAUGAUAAGGAGUAUCUCAUCUGGGAAGCAAUCACGUUGGGUCCUUUUGUUCACUUUGGAACAAAUACAACUGUGAAAACUCAAAAGGAAUACAACAAAUGGACUGCAGACGUGGAUAAGAUUCCUCAGGACGAAAAGGAUAAACUACUGUGCAAUGUCAAGGAAUUAAUAAUAAUCAGAUUCGCUUUACAAGCCAACACCUUCAGGUUAGUGAGUUCAUGCACUUCAUCUAUAGAGAUAUGUGACAGGUUGAAAGAAUUAUAUUCAACCGACGACGAUCUAGAGCACUCCAUUCAAACUCUGCUUCUCUCCGAGUUUGGGGCAUUUACACAAAAGGCUAAAGAAACCUUGCUUCAGAUGUUUGAUCGCUACAAUCAUCUACUCAGCAAGAUGACAAAGCAUGGUAUUGAAAGGAAGAGUAUUGAACAGAAAGUCACGUUCCUGAACAGCUUAAGACCUGAAUGGAUGCCGGUUGUCUCAACUGUGAAGGUGCAUGAACAAUUCAAGGCUUAUUCCCUAGCAAAACUUAUGGGAAUUCUAAAGUCUCAUGAAAUCACAGUGUCAAAACAAGCAAAGUUGGUCCCUGGUGUCGGUUCCCUAGCUCUUGUCUCGAAGAACAAAAAUGUGAUUGAAGAAGAAGAGGAAGAUGACAUGUCGGAGUGUGAUCUUACAAGCAAUGAGUAUGGGAUGAUGGUGUUGAAUCCAAAGAAGUUAGCUUGGAAGAAAUUCCCCGUCAGUAAGAACCGAAACUGCAAGAAUCACUUUGCGAAGGACUGCAUGUUGAAAAAGGUAGCCGAGAGAAGAGAGAGUGAAGAUGAUGAAGCUUAUCAUCUGAGAAAGCUUGAAGAGAUAAAGAAGAAGAAAAUUGGUGCUGGUCCAAUGAAUGCCUUGAUUGUUCAAGAAAAGGUGGUCGAUAACGAAUUUGGCGGAGUUGAAGUGUGGUCCACAGAUUCAGAGGAUGAAGAAGUGAGAAGACCGACACACGGUAAAGCUUUUGUGGCGAGAAAGGAGGAUGAGAAUGUGACUAGAAGAUGCCUAAUGGUGACGGCUGGAGUAUCGACCGAGAGUGAGCCUGAGGAACCAAAUCUGCAUGAAGACAAAUGCUUUGCAGCCAAGCCUGUUAGUGAGAAGAUCAACGACUGCGAUCAUUUGAUCCAAAAGAUCUUAGAUGAAAACGGUAAGUCUAAAAUUAAAACCGAGACCUUAAAAUCAUUUGACUCAUCAAAUGCCAAAUUGAUGACCGAACAUAAGAUGAAUAGUGAUAGUACAUCUAAGUUUGAUGAUGAAAGUGAGAUGAGUGAGAUCUCUGUGGAAGACGUAAUCGAUUGCUCAGAGUUUCUGAAGAGCGAAACCAAGAUAGAAAAGCCACUUAUAUCCGAAAAUUCGGUUGAAUACAUUCAUUUGUCAAAAAAUAAGUCAAAGAAACUCAAAGAAAAAGCAGUGGUCUAUCAAAAAGUUCAAACGGUUCCAAAUCAAGUCUAUGCUGUUAAAGGAGUAAAAGAAAGACAAACAGCAGAACUAAAAUUUUUGAUAGGUCAAGACAACGCUGGAGGUUGUGACGAUUUCUUCUGGUCAGCUCCUAUUGACAAUGCAGAUGAAACUGUUGGCUUAUCAGAGCAAACCUCAUGGAGGGUGAAAGGUAGAUACGUACCUGUAACAUCCCAAAAACACAGUCUGAAAAUUUCGUUUUAA